Molecule: messenger RNA, 627 nt
Organism: Alternaria incomplexa
Lineage: Eukaryota; Fungi; Ascomycota; Dothideomycetes; Pleosporales; Pleosporaceae
Exons: 3
Coding region: 1-627 (208 amino acids)
Source: RefSeq, a predicted model, not a curated record
AUGAUUUCAUUAACAAAGAGAUACUGCGUCGAAUUUGAUGACGGAUCGAGGGAGUGUGGCUUUGACGACAAUGGCUUUUGGUACUCAGACAAAGGCAUAAUCGUCAAAUGGAUUAUCCUCGCAGCUUUCUUUCUCAUAUUCUUCGGUUGGUUUGUAGGAGGCCGCAUCCACGCAAAGCAACGUCUGAGGAAGGGCCUACCGUUGCUCUCAUACCAUCGCUUCCUCAUAUCCUACUCUGAACGCCGCCGUCAUGGUCAGGUCCCCCAGAACCACUUCACCUUCUACCAAACGCAAAACCCCUACGCACCUAACGCACCAAACCCGCAAUACACACAAAGACAGGACGGCACAUGGGCAGAACCCCCGCCGCUGUACCAGAACACUGAUGCACCGCCCCAAUACUUUGCGCCCCCUCCUCCCGGCGCCACCAAGAUGAACCCGAACCAAGGAGCUCAGGGUAUGGAGAUGCCGGUAUACGGUGCCCCACCACAAGGAGUACCGCAACAAGCCGGACCUCAACAGAGCGGCGUUGUCGGUUCUGAUGUCGAGCAAGGACAAUCACAAGAACUGCCACCUCGGCCAGCAAAGGCCAAGAUUAUGGGUGUUUUGGAUAGAUUCAGACGGUAG